This is a messenger RNA of Angiostrongylus costaricensis, 906 nucleotides long. NCBI's taxonomy places the organism in Eukaryota, Metazoa, Nematoda, Chromadorea, Rhabditida, Metastrongylidae. The record is from the annotation of a GenBank genome assembly.
AUGGAAGUCAUCUUUCAGGUUGUAGCUAAACGUUUUUUUCCGGCCAGAGGUACCAAACCUCUUCCUCGAUACUUAUGGGAUAUGGAUGAUUUACAAAAGAAAUCUGGGGGACACUACACACAUGAGCCUCUCAGAAUCAAUCGCCUUGGUGGACGUGAUCCCGAUACAGGGCGUAAAGUGAAUCAACACAUUGGAGGUGGUGUCAAAUUUGACUAUUUUAUGAUUGACUUCCAUAGAAGAGGACCAACAGAGCCUGGCAAAACAUAUGACGAGAGAGUACUAGAAGUUCGCCGUGAUCCCAACAGAAGUUCCCACAUAGCUCUCGUCGCUGGUGAACACGGAAAACGUUGGAUUCUCGCUACCGAAAAUAUGAAGGCCGGUGACGUCAUCGCAACUAGCUGCCACAUUCCAGAAAAUCCGUUGAUUGGAGUUGAGGGGAAUGCGUAUCCUAUCGGUGCGCUAGUUUCUGGAACAUUGAUUAAUAGUGUUGAGCGGUACCCGACACCUCAAUCCUAUUUGGAUAGUGACGUAUUCGCCGUGAAAGCCGGCACGGCAGCCACGCUGCCACACAAACAUGAAUUCUCAUUGCACCGUACGUGCAUGGCAACGGUUGGUCGGCUAUCUCAUGCUGAUUUCGACAAGAAAAUCUAUGGUUCUGCUCAAAUGCAUCGACGAUUCGGUUACAAAAUGGCUAGUGGAUUAUUUCACAAAAAGGAUGGAUACUUUGGACGCAAAAUUCGUCCAUUACCACCAGUUCGCGUCCUAAUUACUCCUCAAGAGCAUCCUCCGAAUUGUAAAUUCUCGUUAACAAAGGACCAACUUAGUGGAUUAUUCGGCCACGCCAAAGUUCAUAACCUAUUGCCAUGUGGAUAUUCAACGCGAGAUUAUGACUACUACAAACCUUGA